This is a messenger RNA of Asparagus officinalis (garden asparagus), 1340 nucleotides long. Its product is annotated as transcription factor MYB86-like. The transcript is spliced from 3 exons. NCBI's taxonomy places the organism in Eukaryota, Viridiplantae, Streptophyta, Magnoliopsida, Asparagales, Asparagaceae. The coding region runs from base 79 to 1122 and encodes 347 amino acids. Gene Ontology annotation, biological process: regulation of stomatal movement. The record is from RefSeq and is a predicted model, not a curated record.
CACGAUUGAGCUCAGUCAAGAAUCCUUCUUUUUCUGUAAUUAGUUGGCCUAAUUGCUUCUGGGUUCCGCCUGAAAUAAAUGGGAAGGCAUUCUUGCUGCUACAAGCAGAAGCUGAGGAAAGGCCUUUGGUCUCCUGAGGAAGACGAGAAGCUCUUGAACCACAUUCAUAAGUAUGGCCAUGGAUGCUGGAGCUCUGUUCCUAAACAAGCUGGUUUACAGAGAUGUGGAAAAAGUUGCAGGCUAAGGUGGAUUAAUUACCUGAGGCCUGACCUCAAGCGGGGCACAUUUUCACAGGAAGAGGAAGACCUCAUAAUUGAACUCCAUGCAACCCUGGGCAACAGGUGGUCCCAAAUUGCAGCCCAGUUGCCAGGAAGAACAGAUAACGAGAUCAAGAACUUCUGGAAUUCGAGCAUCAAGAAGAGGCUAAAGCAGAGGGGUAUUGACCACAAUACCCACAAGCCCAUUAUCUCCGAGAGUGAAGAAGACAAAGCGACCACCAUCAGCAACGUGACUUGUGAUUAUGACGAGCUCAACAUCUUCAGCCCAAACUCUGGAACUCCUGCAGCCUACGACGUGCUGCAACCUCAUUUUCCCUUCGACUCCAGGAACUCGUCAUUGCUAUCUAGAGAACUAUUUAUCAACCAAACCCUCUCAACAAACCAUGAGAAUUCCUCAAGUUGGCAAUUGCCCAAUAACCCAACCGGUUUUUCAUUUCCAUUUUCUCAGUUGAGUUACCCUGAAUCAGCCAAUCCAAUUCUUGGCAUGAAUUCUGAAUUCAAUUGCAACACAAUAUCCACAGUGAUUCCUUCGGCUUCGAGAUCAUUCCCUUCAACAAUGAACAAUCUGAAGCCCGCGAUUUAUGAAAAUACUGCUAUUGAUACCAGCCAAUUCUGGGGUUCUGCAAGUGUGAACAGCAGCAAAUUCGCUGGAGAAAGGGGUGCCGGAAUCGACUUUAAGAGAAAUGACUCCAUCUUUGAAGGCAAUUCAUUUUCAGUUUCAGAUAUUAUGCAGGAUAAAGGAACUCAGGAGCCUGCGGACUCCAAGUGGUCUGAGUACUUGGAUGGCUCUUGUCCAGUAUCUGCAGCUCUUCAGAACCAAACUGAACCUCUGUAUGGUUUCUGAGGAGGUGGCUUGAUCCUAACUUCGUGUAAAUUUUCCCAAUGAAUAAAUGAGUGAACAAUGUAAAUGACGAGCAUAUCAAAGAGUGCUUGCUAGUGUAUUAAGUAUGAUCAGUAACAAAUGUGGAGUGGUGGGUGUAAGAUUGGUCCACUGUGAGCUAUUGAAUAGUCUGAGUAUACUUGUAAGUUUGAAUUUCCUUUAUCAAUAUUCUCUACACGGAU